AUGAACCAGAGCAACCCCGAGCUCAAGCAGAGAUCAGUAGUGUCCUCUUUCAUCUGCUCAGAUGCAGGAGAAACCAAAGUUGCUCUAUUUCGGCGGAGUGAGAAAGUCAACACAUAUCAGCACCACCUCGCUCCCAUAUCAGGCAGUAUAGAGAGCCAUGAAACACCAGUAGCAGCAGCAUGGCGCGAGUUGAAAGAGGAGACUACUCUCACCCCACGAGAUGUUGAUCUUUGGCGGGAAGGAAAACCAUUCACCUUCAGUGAUCCUUCUGUCGGUCGGCAGUGGACCAUUUUCCCAUUCCUAUUCCGACUCAAAGUCUCCCGUGAAGGUGUUCGCGGGGAGGAAGGUAUUCAAAUCGACUGGGAGCAUGAAAGCUGGGAGUGGUAUAGUCCAGAGAGAAUACAAGAUGAUGAGAAAUUCGGUGGCGUACCACGUCUGAAAGAAAGCCUGCGAAGAGUGUGGUUCGAGGGUGGCAUGAACGAGGGCGCUAGCAAGGCACUCACAGCAGGCCUGGGAGAACUGAAGGCAGAUCACCAGAGUGGAUCGCACGAGCUCACCUCGAUUGCGCUGAGGGCCUUCCGGGAUGUUAUUGCGCAGAUAGGCGAGGAUAUUGACACAAAGUGGUGGGAAACUGCUCGCAUGUCUGCAUGGCAUCUGUGGAAAAAUGGACGAGAAAGCAUGGGGGCAGCUACCUUGAAUGCAUUUCUCGGAUUGCUCACCGACAUGGAAGAGAUCAUACACGAGACCCUCGACUCCAAGGUCAAAUGGGAACGCUUAUUGGCUUUGCUCGACCACCAUUUGGACAAGCGCAAAGACAUGCCCAGGCGUAUCAAACGCUCCUUUGCGAACUAUCUUGAAUGUAACUUCCUGUCUACAACAAGCUCGAAGCCUACGCCCUCUCUCGUUAUCCUCACUCUCUCGGCGAGCUCUACCAUCCGGGAUAGCAUCCUGGAGGCCUUCGCGUCCCUUCCAAUUCCUAAUCUGGACCUUAGGAUACUAGAAUCUCGUCCGCUUUGCGAAGGAGUCAAUAUGGCAUCUUCCAUCCUCUCUUCCUUUCAGUCAAGAUUUCACUCAUCUUCCGAUCGACAUCUGAAACUAUCUGUACACACCGAUGCAUCCGCCGCUCUCGCUAGCAAGGAAGUGGAUUUCGUCCUGCUUGGGGCAGACAGGAUCUCGGAUUCAGGCUCAGUGAGCAAUAAAACUGGAUCUUUGCCAGCUGUUCUGAGUGCCAAACAUGUCUGUCCUACCACCAAAGUCUUGGUUCUCAGUGAGCUGGAGAAGGUGGCCGAGCCUGGCGCCGAGAGUGAUCAUAGCCACGAAGAGAAUGAUCCUAAAGAGCUGGUGUGUUGCUGGGUGGACGGCGGCCUUAAAGGAGUUAAGAUUCUUGCUGAGGGAAUUGAGGCUGAUCGAGACAACACCAACUACGCAGUCGAAGUUAAGAAUAUCUACUUCGAAUGGGUUCCAGCUGAACUCAUAGAUGCUUAUAUCUGUGAGGAGGGGACUUUGGACGCCACUGCUAUUCAAGGGAAGGCCCAACAGGUAAAACAGAAGGUGGACAGAUACUUUGGCCAACUCUAG
Penicillium samsonianum is the source of this 1578-nucleotide messenger RNA. RefSeq names its product translation initiation factor eIF-2B subunit family protein. NCBI's taxonomy places the organism in Eukaryota, Fungi, Ascomycota, Eurotiomycetes, Eurotiales, Aspergillaceae. The transcript has 2 exons. The record is from RefSeq and is a predicted model, not a curated record. Bases 1 to 1578 code for a protein of 525 amino acids. Gene Ontology annotation, molecular function: S-methyl-5-thioribose-1-phosphate isomerase activity; hydrolase activity.